Molecule: messenger RNA, 2089 nt
Organism: Rhea pennata
Lineage: Eukaryota; Metazoa; Chordata; Aves; Rheiformes; Rheidae
Gene: FHL2
Product: four and a half LIM domains 2
Exons: 8
Coding region: 516-1355 (279 amino acids)
Biological process (GO): negative regulation of calcineurin-NFAT signaling cascade; negative regulation of transcription by RNA polymerase II
Cellular component (GO): nucleus; Z disc
Molecular function (GO): transcription coregulator activity; transcription factor binding
Source: RefSeq, a predicted model, not a curated record
AAGAACAAGUGCCUGACUGUCUAAUUACUAAAUGCAUAGUUUGGAUAAUCCAAUAAAGCAGUAAGUCUCUGCAUUUUCCCCUGUCUACUCUCAUUCGCGCACUAGCAAGCAGAGGCACCACCGAGCCACAGAAAGAAACAAGCAAGUCCCUUCCCCUUGUUUUUUCUGGACGUCCAAGUCUUAAGAACACUUCCUCGCAAAACUGGAGUCUGGAUUUCUGAAAAUACUUCUGGAUAUAAGGAAGAGCCAACAUGAGGGCAGACCACCUCUCUGGAAAGUAACCAGCCAGUCCAGCAGUGCAGAAUAUACAAACAGUGGCUGAGCAGAAAAAUAACUGUAGCUGUACAGCAAGAUCUUUGUGCAAAGCAGGUUGUCCCCAGUCAUAUUCAAAAUGGAGAGGGGGACUGUUUCUACUUCCAUCAAAAUACUAACCUUCUGAAGCAAUCUGGGAAGUGUUUCUUCAUCUGCGUACUUCUUCUGAACUCAAGCAGGAUAGCUGGACUCCAAACACCACCAUGACUGAACGCUUUGACUGUCAGUACUGCAAAGAGUCCUUGUUUGGUAAGAAAUAUAUCCUGAGAGAGGACAGUCCCUACUGCGUGAAAUGUUAUGAAAGCCUUUACUCCAACACCUGCGAGGAAUGUAAAAAACCCAUAGGUGCUGAUUGCAAGGAUCUGUCUUACAAGGACCGGCACUGGCAUGAAACAUGUUUCCACUGCUUCCAGUGCAAGAACUCAUUGGUGGACAAGCCCUUUGCUGCAAAAGAGGACCAUCUACUUUGUACUGAUUGCUACUCCAAUGAAUACUCCUCCAAAUGUAACGAGUGUAAGAAGACUAUUAUGCCAGGUACUCGGAAGAUGGAAUACAAGGGCAACAGCUGGCACGAGACCUGCUUUAUCUGCUACCGUUGUCAACAGCCAAUUGGGACAAAGAGUUUCAUCCCUAAAGACAAUCAGAACUUUUGUGUACCCUGCUAUGAAAAGCAGUUUGCCAUGCAGUGCGUCCAGUGCAAGAAGGCUAUCACUACAGGCGGUGUUACUUAUCGGGAGCAGCCAUGGCAUAAGGAGUGUUUUGUUUGUACUGGAUGCAAGAAGCAGUUGUCUGGACAACGCUUUACCUCCAGGGACGAGUUUGCAUAUUGCCUGAGCUGCUUCUGCAAUCUCUACGCCAAAAAGUGUGCUGGAUGCACAAAUCCAAUCAGUGGGCUCGGAGGAACCAAGUAUAUCUCUUUCGAAGAACGACAGUGGCAUAAUGACUGCUUUAACUGCAAGAAGUGUUCUCUCUCAUUAGUAGGACGUGGCUUCCUCACAGAAAGGGAUGACAUUCUUUGCCCUGAAUGUGGAAAGGAUAUUUAAAGAUCAAAAAGUCGGGGGGAAAGCGGGCACACAGGGCCAUGAGGAAGCUGUGCUUGCAGUAUAUACUCUGAAAUACGCAGACAUUUGGAACUAGCUUUGGCAUUCUAUGUUUCUCUGUACCAUUCACAUUACUUAACCUUUUCCUUCAAACUCUCCAAUGCUGGAGGGAAAACAAUUUCAGAAGCUCUAGUAGCAGUGUUGGCAUUUAAGAAUUUCUGUAGCUAACCAAAACUAAUGCAAAACCAGAGACAUAAAGCCAUUUGGGUGUUACUGACAUAACAUACUCCUUUCUUCACUGAAUAUUCCAGUUUAAGCAUCUGAUUUAAUUUGCAAGUGAUACAAUUCAAGGAUUACAAUGACCACACACAUAUUUCACAGAUACUGAGGAUGAAAUCCUCAACUUGUUGAAAUCAAUAGCAAAACACCAUUAAUUUCAAUAUGGCUGAGGUCUCACCUCAAUGUUCUUGAACUAUGUAAUUAGCGUGUGCUGUCAAGUGCAUAGAAAGACUAAGAAUGUAGUGUGUUUUAAUGUACAAUAAAAAGAUUUGUGCCAUGCCAUAAAGAUAACGAUAAAACAGUUGAAGUGGAAGUGCUGUAUAACAUAUACAUAUUUUAUUGCAUGACUAGCUGAUCUUUGUGUGAAGUACAAGUUCCAACUGACAGUGUCAAUAUUACAGUUAGCUGACAUUACACUGCACAUUGUAUUUUUCAAAAUAAAAUCAUUUAAAACAAAA